Molecule: messenger RNA, 729 nt
Organism: Cloeon dipterum
Lineage: Eukaryota; Metazoa; Arthropoda; Insecta; Ephemeroptera; Baetidae
Exons: 4
Coding region: 244-729 (161 amino acids)
Source: RefSeq, a predicted model, not a curated record
CAGAGAAAUUGGUGAGUGUGUUUCCAAUGUGUUAAAUUGCAUCCUGGAUUUUUAAGGAAUAUUUUUCGACUCUUGGCUUGCUGUAUCAGUGCUAUUAAAAGUUCUUGGCUGCUGGCAACCCGCAUGACACUCGUGUCUCGCCUGUAGUAUCAGCCGGGUUGAGAAAAUUGUUGUAUUUAUUGUUUGCAACCUGUCUAACUGUUCUUAUUUUCAGUUCCCUGUUUUGAGAGGCAGGCGCCGGCCAUGCAAACUGCCUUGAGAAGUGCCAAGUCUGCUGAGAACGACGAGAAGGACGUUGAAAGGUGUGCAGGGCCGUCUGCAAAGCAAGACGGAGAGGCUGAAAGCUGGGCUGAAGGGGCUGGUGAAGUCAGAGAAAUUGUUCCCUGUUCUGAGAGGCAGGCGCCGGCCAUGCAAACUGCCUUGAGAAGUGCCACGCCUGUUGAGAAGGACGUUGAAUGGUGUGCAGGGCCGUCUGCAAAGCAAGACGGAGAGGCUGAAAGCUGGGCUGAAGGGGCUGGUGAAGUCAGAGAAAGUGUUCCCUGUUUUGAGAGGCAGGCGCCGGCCAUGCAAACUGCCUUGAGAAGUGCCAAGUCUGCUGAGAACGACGAGAAGGACGUUGAAAGGUGUGCAGGGCCGUCUGCAAAGCAAGACGGAGAGGCUGAAAGCUGGGCUGAAGGGGCUGGUGAAGUCAGAGAAAGUGCCCGCAUGACACACGUGUCUCGCCUGUAG